Rotaria sp. Silwood1 is the source of this 5009-nucleotide messenger RNA. The record is from the annotation of a GenBank genome assembly. Lineage: Eukaryota; Metazoa; Rotifera; Eurotatoria; Philodinida; Philodinidae.
AUGACAAGUAAAACAUCUAAAACAAUUUUUCUUGCUGGUUGUGGAGGUGGUUAUGAUAUAUUUGGUGGUCUACCAUAUUAUUUCAAAAUUAAAUCUAAUGGAAUUGAUGAUGUAACACUUAUCAAUUAUACUUUCACUACGCAUACUCUUUUGUCCCAAUACAGUCAGCAGCUAACAACAGUACUUUUUCGUAUUGAUCCAAGAACGGAUAUAGCAUGGCUGACAGAUGAUGUUUAUUUUCCUGAACAACGUCUUGCUAAUGAACUUCAUGUACCUAUUUAUGCAAUCUUAUGUGAUUACAUUAAAACACGUAUUGAAUUAAUUGUCGAAGCUUAUAGAUAUUUAAUACACGGACGCACUAUUGAUGAACUCGUUUUGAUCGAUGGUGGUUCAGAUGUUUUAUUAACAGGCAAUGAACUAGAAUUAGGCACUCCCAUUGAAGACAUGUCACAUGCACGUGCUGUUGAUCUUUUAUCUUCAGAUGAGGUGAAAUCAAAAUAUAUUGUCGUCAUUGGCACUAAUCUUGAAGUAGGUCAUGGUGUUCUUAAAUCUAAUAUCGAUGCACGAUUAACUGCUCUUUCUUCUGAUGCAAUUUUCACAUGGUUAUGGCAAUAUGAAGAUGAUGAUGAUAUUCGUCGUUAUGUAGAAAUUUUUCAUCGUUGUUGUCCUCGUCAAUCGAUCGUUCAUAGUCUUAUUUGUGCUGCAUUGCAAGGUCACCGAGGAUACUAUUUGCCUGAACACUUACGUAGUCGUAUUACUAAAUCCGUUGUUGAACUUGGUGAAGAGACAUGCAUUUCAAUCGGAUAUCAUUUCGAUGAUGUUAUGCGUCACAAUGUGUACUUUAAACGAUUGACACCUGAAAUGAACUUGCAUCAAGUCUAUGAUACCAUCUAUGAUACCAUAAGGCAUGGUUUAUCUAGCAUCGAAAGUACAUCUUCACAGAAAUCGAUUUUACUCUCUCGGAAAUCGCAGUUACCGCACUUUGUACAGGGCGUUUUCUCUACCGACAACAAGUCUUCGUCCAUUCGAACUAGAAAAUAUGAGCAAAAUACUGAUGAGAAAGAUCAAGAAUUUUAAUGGACUUCAUCUAUUUGUAACAAAAGGUUUCAAACAUAUACAACUGAUUUCGGAUUCCGAAACACGUAAGGUCAUGAGUAACUCUAUGAAUCAUUAUGUUUUGAUUAUCCGAUUCAAUCGUUCUUUAUUUUCUUUUACUGAUAUAUUUUUCUAUUAAUAGUUGAAAAUCACAUAUAACGAAUAAACUAGGUGAUAAAGACUAUUCAGUCGACUGAAGAAAGGAUCAUGUGAAAUGAAAUAAAUUCAUGUGCGUUGUUGCUAUGCAUCGGUGGGAGUUCAGAGUAACUAUGCACAGUCAAAUAAUUAUAUAGUUUGAACCUUUAGGACUUUCUUAAACACAAUUUUUAAUUAGAAGCCCCCCACCCCCCCGCAAGCCAUAUUACUACUUGGGGUUUUUAUAAGUCACUUUGGGCCUUGCAGAAUUAGUGCCCCGAUUUAUGAAAGCUAGUUAACAGUUCUUACUUGAAGUUGAUCUUACAUCAUUCACGCAAGACCUAACGCCAAAGACAGAUCUAUUAGCAAUAAGGACGAUUGAUGACUUCAGCUUGUGUGAUUCAUAAGCAAUCGUUGUUUUCUUCUGUGAUUUUUAGCUCACAGAACACGAAUACAAAAAAAAAACUGUGCUAUGAAUGUAUCUUAUUAGACGUUGUUUUGCUAAUGAAGAUACCGUAUUUACGCACGUGUUGAUCGUUUUUUUUCUCAAUUGCCACAGCCAGAACAGAAAAAAAAUUGUUUUUUCCUUCUAUUUGAAAUAACACGAUGGGAGCAACACGAGUAAUAACACAUCGUAUGACAGACACAGAAUUGAAGUAUAAUCAUUUUGUAUAUUGAAGGUAACUUUAUGCUUAUCGAACCUUAGGGUAAACAACAACAGUAUAUGUGCCGACUUCUCCACAGACACAAAAUUGCAGUUGGGUGUGGAUGUGGGUGAGAUGGGGUGUGGGGUGGGUCUGAGUCUAUGUUUUCUUCAUGCCAUUCACAUCCACCCACACCCACACCCACACCCUUGCAUGCCAUCAGAACUAAUAAAUGGACGAAGAAGUUGAUCUAUUGAUGAUUCUAGUAAAAUGAGUUAUACAACAAAGAUUGUUAAAGAAUUGCUUGAGUUGUUUAUCUUGGCACUAAAACAUGUCGAGUUGGUUUCAGGCAAUAUCGUUUUGUGAUUAACUCUUUAGCAUUGGGUAUUAAUCUAGAAGAGCUAAUAAUGAUUUAACAACGAGAACAACUUAUAUAAUUGUUCUAUAUGGAACGUAAUUUUGUAUUUAUUUUAUCUUUACACUGAACAAUACAACUCUAGAAAAAUUACUUUUCGUGUCAGUCACUACGAACAGACCAUAUUAUUACGAAGAGUCCUAAUUUUGUAUCAUUAAUCAAAAGAACAACUUAAAACAAUACACUGUAAAUCUAUGUAAAUAAAUAAAAGAAGAAAGAGAAGAAAUAAGAUUUUUUUCACUUCUUAUUUUAGACAGAAAAACACCAUUGUCAGAUUCAACGAUUAUGAACAAACAAGGAUGAAAAAUCUUUAUUAAUUCAAAAACUGACCUAUUCUGUCCUCAACAAUACUUUUUUUUUAAAUCUAAAGAUAUUCAUGUUUUUCCGAACUUAUCUUCUUUUUUCUAUGCAGGGUGGGUGUGGGUGUGGGUGUAGGUGUGGGUGUGGGUGUGGGUGUGGGUGUGGGUGUGGAUGUGAGUGGGUGUGGGUGUGGAUGUGGGUGUGGGUGUGGGUGGGCGUAGGUGUGGGUAUGAGUGUGGGUGUGGGUGUGGGUGUGAGUGAAGAGAAGAGCAAGGCCAGCAACCACCAAUCCACACCCACACCCAUCCACACAGCCACACCCACCCACACCCACACCCCACAUCCACCCACACUCACACACACCCACACCCACCCACACCUAGGCCCAGAUCCAUCCACACCCACACCCUAGCUCUGUCGUAAAUAAGAUAGAUCUCGAGAUAAAAUAGGAGUUUUCAAAUGAGUAGGACCACCGAUCAUGGCAUAUAUUUCAUUGAAAACGCAUUGAUCUUUCAAGUUACGAGUUCGUCUUCAACAUUAUCAUUAAAGUUUCUUUCGAAUUGCGUCCAAAUUUCCUUGCUGUAAAAGUAUUUGAGGAUGAUUGACUGGAAGAGCUUUUUUACUUAUUUCAACCGCACGAACACUCAUCUCAAUGGCUUCUGAAUAACGACUUUGGCGAGCUAGUGUAGCCGAAAUAUUGUCCAUCGUAAUUGCAAUGGAUACAUGCCCUGAUGGUAGUGAUUUCUGUUGAAUCUCAAGACAUUCUUUGAAGGUUAUCAAGGCUUUGUCAUAGUUCUUCUGCUCCCAGAAAUUGCCGGCUAUAUUGUUCAAAGUAAUCGCGAUAGCUCCGUGAGUUGAUGGUAAACUUUUGUGCUGCAGAUCAAGUGCUCGCUGAUAAUUUUCUAGUGAUUCAAGCAACUGUCCUUCAUCUUCAAGAAUAGCUCCGAUAGCAUUGUAGCAGAUCGCCAUUGUUUCCAUAUGGGGGUCUGAAUCCUGCAUCAAAAGAUUCAGUGAUUGUCGAAAAUAGUCCAGAGCAAGAGAAGGUUGUUUUAGAUUACGAUACGCUGAUCCAAUAUUAUUAAGAAUAGUCGAAAGUAAAAGAUGGUUCUUUGGUGAAUACUUUUGUACAAUAUCAAACGAUUGUUUUUAAAAAUCUAGUGCUGCAUCAUAUUCGGCGAAUUUUUCGCUUACAAAACCGAGAUUGCCAAGUAUGAUAGCACGUUCAAGAUGCGAAGUCUCACGAGCCAUGGCAAUCUAGGCACAAGAAUUGAAAUUAUUUUCUGAUUCGAUCAUCUUCAUUCAAGCUAAGUUUCGCUGGCUGAAAACCUAUUGUUACUAUCCCACUCAUUUCUUCUCUAAUAGGUUUCAACAUGUGUGCUUACUUGAAAGAAAUGUUCAGCUUGAGCAAAGUCACUCAUUUCACACAUCAAGUUUCCGAGUCGCAAUAAUGGGUUCGGGUUCCAUAUUUGACGACGCAUAUAAUCGGUUAAAGUUUUCAAUUGUUCAUCACUAUCAUUGGUCAAUAUCAAACUGAUGCAGCAAAGACCUUCUCGAGAUUCUUCCAUCGAUUCGAUUCGAAAAACGCUACCCAUCGAAAAAAGCCAUUCGUAUUCUUUACCGGCAAAAUAGCUCAAUGAAUCUAUGUCAGCAAAAACAGCACGAGAGCUAGCAUUGGAUUCAUUUUUAAUUCUCAUGACUACAGCUGUACGAUCGGGAGUCGUCAUUUCUCUUCCGGCGAAUGCAUAUGCAACUCGCUGAUCACUUGUUGUUGAGAGAAAGUUCGUGAUCGAUAAUAAAGCACCGAUGUUCGUUUUUAAAUUUGCCAAAUCCAAUGAUCUCAUUCGUUGACCUCGAUAAAGAAUGAUACUAUCAUUAUAAGUCGAGUUUUGAUGCAAUGUGACCAGUUGUGUAUGUAGAUCUUUCAUGAAAACGCGCAGUUUGUACAAUGUCUCGAUGUCUUGUAUACGCAGGGCUUUGUUCAGCAUUUUGUAUAGAAAUGAUUGCCGUGAAUACCACCAGAUUGGUGUAUGUUCAGAAUAAUCUUUUUCAAAUUCAACAAUAAAUUCAAGUUCACUUGGGUUAUCACUGUAUUGCAAACGACAGUAGCUAAUCAUUUCUUGUCUUUCGGCAUGAGAGUAAGUCAUGUCAAGUAGAAUUUCUUUGAAUAACUGAGCAUACAUGAAACUCGCUUCUUGUACAUUCGAUUCUUCCUUAUGUGAAGGAGCUACGACAUCCAUACCGAGUAAAUCGUCGUCACAUUUCUUUGUAUCCACUUUUAGUUGUUCACAAAUUGAAUCAAUAUCAUUGAACAUACACUGAACUUUCCGAUAGACAUUUACUAAUGAUUCACUACGUUCAGCAUCCGUACAGAAAAUAUAAAUCGAAUUUAACUGUGGAAAGUCGUGUGUUGCCGAUAGAAA